UUUUGAUCACCUUAUGAUGGCUUCUCAGCGGAGGUUUAUUCAAAACAAGAAAGAGGCAUAUUGGUUCUAUAGGAUCGUCUCUAUAUUCUAUGACAUCAUAGGAGUCCCUCCACACUAUACCGAAGAAAUGAGGGAAGAAGCCCUAGAGACCUUAGACCUCAAUGACCGGAACCUGAUAGUGGUAGACGUUGGAGGUGGAACAGGGUUCACCACUUGUGGUGUUGUUAAGCAUGUAGAUGCCAAGAAUGUUACCAUUCUCGAUCAAUCCCCUCACCAGCUUGCCAAGGCAAAGCAGAAAGAAGCCUUGAAGCACUGCACCAUCAUUGAAGGUGAUGCCGAAGAUCUUCCCUUCCCAACUGAUUAUGCUGAUAGAUAUGUGUCUGCAGGAAGCAUCGAAUACUGGCCUGACCCACAGCGUGGUAUCACUGAAGCAUUUAGGGUUUUGAAACCUGGUGGGAAGGCAUGUAUGAUUGGACCUGUGUAUCCAACCUAUUGGUUGACUCGUUUCAUUGCAGAUCUAUGGAUGCUGUUCCCAAAGGAGAAAGAGUAUAUGGAAUGGUUCGAAAGAGCUGGAUUCAAAGAUAUUCAACUCAAGAGAAUUGGUCCGAAAUGGUUCAGAGGGGUCCGUCGACAUGGGCUAAUCAUUGGAUGCUGUGUAACAGGAGUGAAGUCGAUGCCAGGAGAUUCUCCUCUACAACAACUGGGUGGUCCAAAGGCAGAAGAUAUGAAGAAGAAGAAGAAGAAGAAGCCUAUGAGUGCUUUUGGUUUCAAUCUACGUUCUCUUAUCGGUACCAUAGCAGCAAUAUACUAUGUUCAAAUAACUAACUACAUGUGGCUCAAAGAUAAGAUUGUUCCCAAAGGCAAGCCUCUUUGAUUAUCUCAGAGAGAGAGAGAGAGAGAGAGAGAGUGUUUCCUUAUUCCUGUUAAACCCUGUUGUUGUAAUAAGAUUGUCAAGAAGCUAAACCUGGA
Molecule: messenger RNA, 969 nt
Organism: Telopea speciosissima
Lineage: Eukaryota; Viridiplantae; Streptophyta; Magnoliopsida; Proteales; Proteaceae
Product: 2-methyl-6-phytyl-1,4-hydroquinone methyltransferase, chloroplastic-like
Exons: 2
Coding region: 14-874 (286 amino acids)
Biological process (GO): methylation
Molecular function (GO): 2-methyl-6-phytyl-1,4-benzoquinone methyltransferase activity
Source: RefSeq, a predicted model, not a curated record